AUGUUACUGAAGUCUGAGUUACAUUUUGCACCAAGAAGGUCAUUCCAUGAUGCAUGGGCAUUCAUUCUACUUCUGCUCUUUAGUGGAACAUUCACUGGAAUUGGAAUAGCACGAAUCUACUCCAUAUCACUUGACAAAUCCAAAACAAACGGACUGGUUAACGAACUGAUUAAGGGACUUGGGUUCAACCUGGCAAUAUCAAUGGUGUUGAAUAUGAUGAUGUUCUGCCUCUAUUCGGUAGCACCAAAGUUGGUCAUAUACACCAGUCUGUUUCUCAUGCCACUCUGCUGUCUGAUACUGGGAUUUGUGGUUGACCAACGUGGGAUGAUUGCUACUGCUGGUCUCUCUCUUUUCUUAUCAGUCUUAGUCUGGCUGUACAUCAGAGGACACAUUGAUAUCAUUGCACAACUCUUCAGUACAACAUCCAGCAUGCUGAAUAGUCACAUAUUCGCAUUAUUAUUCAACUUCUUGCUACUGAUUGUCCUGAAUGGUACAAUAGGAGUCUGUAUGGCAUUCAGCUUCGGAGAGAAAGAAGACAUCGGAAAUGCGAUUGGAACAGCCCUCAUCUUCUCAAUCUUCUGGAUCAAUUCAUUCUUUAUGUACCUGUUUGACGUAUUCACAGCUGGGAUAAUAACAGGUGAAUUAUUGAAGAAGACAUCAAGUGAGAGGGAUGACAGAGAGGCAUCCGUAGCAGGAAGAGCAUUAGGAAACAUGGCUUAUGCAAUGGGAUCAGUUGCAUUUGGAGCACUUAUCAUAGCAGUCAUCAAGACACUACGGUAUUUGGUUAAUUCAAAAAGACAGAGAAGUGUAAGAAGUGAUGAGCAGCCUGGGGCAUUUGAAAUGGUCAUUCUGUGCAUGGCUGAUUGCACUUUGUCACUGGUUGAGUCGUAUGUUCAUGUAUUGAACAAGUUUACAUUUUCAUAUUUGGCAAUAACAGGGGACUCCUAUAGGAAGGCGAUUAAUGACUCAUUUGAAUUGUUGAGCAAGAAAGAGAAUGUGGCAUUCAAGUCAUUUGUGGCGGCAGAAUAUACCCAGAAUUUCCUGUUUAUGAUUCAAACCAUUCUGAUUGUAGGAUUGAAUAUUGGAUAUGUUGUAUUCAGGAAGAAGAGUGAUCCAGUGGUGAUUGCUGCGAUAUUUGGAGGAGUAUUAUCGAUAUUGCUGACAUUCCAAUUCUGCAAUGUGAUGUCGUCUGGGACACUGGCACUUUCGUAUCUUCAAAUAAUGGCACCACAGAAUGUAAAGAACUAUGACAUCAAUUUGCACAAGGCAUUGGCUACGAUUCAGCAUGGGAAGAAUUAUGACGUAGUAAGUUACGAACAAACGAAUGUGGAAAGUACAGAAAGAGUGGAAUAA
Enterospora canceri is the source of this 1353-nucleotide messenger RNA. Lineage: Eukaryota; Fungi; Microsporidia; Enterocytozoonidae. The record is from the annotation of a GenBank genome assembly.